AUGACCUCCACCUUUGCCGCGCAGCUGCGCACUAUCGCCGCAAACUCUAGAAACGAACUCGACCUCCGCGCCCGACGGGACGCACACGCUGAAUCGCUCCUUUUCGAACGAAGUGUCGCCGCCAGUCAGGACUGGGAGACUAUAUACCAAGUAUGUGUGAAAGGCUUCCAAGAGCUGUGCUUGUUGGACGCAAGACUGCACGAAUUUGAACAAAACCUAUAUAGUCCCGAGGCCAAGACGCAGGACAGAGAGCAACUCAGCAAGACACAAAAUGAAGCGCUAGGGCUCGUGUUAGAGCGAUGCCUCACUCUUCUUGGAUCAAAGCUGAUGCUUCGACCUGGCGUGCAAGCAGUGGAAUGGCUCGUGCGGAGAUUUCGCGUUCACAGUUACAACACAGAUGUUCUUCUUGCCACGGUCUUGCCGUACCAUGAAACACCAGUGUUUCGAAACAUCUUGAGCAUUAUCCCAACAGACAGGCUCGUCAAUGGCUGGAAGUUCUUGGGUCCCUAUCACAAGGAGGCAGCAAAUGUUCCUCGGCACGCUGUACUGCACAGUGCCACUCACAACGAUGUCUUUUUCUCUUUCUUCAAUGACUACACCUUGCAUGCGUGCCAAGAAGGUGCGGCUCACCCACAACUCCACCGUUUCUGGGGCAGUGUUGUUGUCGAGGCCGUCAGUGGAAGAUUGAGCCAGGUCAAAAAUGGGAGAAAAGAAGUACAAAAAAUGCGGACAGAAGAUGCGUUGUUGAAGAUUUUACCACUGCUCAAUGAAGGAUUGGAAGUCAAAGGCUGUCCCGAGUUGGCAGUUACUUGUUUCACGAUUAGCCUCGUGUGUGCAAGCACUCUAGAUCUGGAGGAUCAUGUCCUUGACUCCUUGAUGAAGGCGAUUGCCCCGUUCAUCAUCAACGAAGCAGCGGAUUCCAGGGAAGCUUUGGCAUGUUUGGCUAUCCUCGUAACAAAGAAGACCGAAAAACGAGUUUCCAAAGAUGUUCUUGACAUGUUCAUUAACAUCAAAGAUUUGGGGGCGCGGUUGUCUCGGUCAUUUGAACACGUUCACUUGGCCCCGUUGUUCGAAGCCUUGCUCAGCUCAGCACUCCUGGGAUUGAACGAAAAGAAUAUGGACAGAAGAGUGCAGUUUGUCGAACGUAUGUUUGGCACCGCUAAGGAGCUCUUCGCAUUGGCGACCAAAAGUCAGUUACUUGCCAUUUUGCUUCGGAAGUUUUUUGACUCCGGCUUGUCACCCAAGUCGAAAUGCUGCACACGGCUGGUCCGUCUACUACAGGCUCUGGCUGGCUCUUCCGACUUCUCGCCAUCUUUCCCCGAUGCAGUAUGCUUAGCUGGCCGCUCUCAAUCAGAGGUAGAAGACCUUCUACAAGGAACGAUCAAAGACCCGCAGCUACCUCUCCUUGAACAUUUCCCCGCGGAACCUGAAGGUCUCGAGGAAGGAUCAACACAUAAUUCGGCUGGGGUGGAGGUGGUACUUGCAUCCCUGCCUUCUGAUACCACCGACUCGUCAUUCCUCGUCACUGGGAAGCGUUUCCCGCUGUUCGAUCAGCUUGCUCAAGCUUUUGCACUUUGCUGUAAGGAGAGGCGGCUCCUGGAACAAUUUGAAAGGAUUCCACUGUGGCGGAAACAAACGGGAAGGCCUUCGGAUUUGCAUACGAGCUUCCUGUUAAGAAUGGCUCUGGGCGCCUUCUCACUCACCCCUCGGAGUGCUGCUCUUCAACUUCUCUCCGAAGUCAUCGAGAAGGGGGUGGUUUAUCAUUCAGAGGCGCUGAUUCCUUACCUUACCGUCCUCCUUUCUGAUGAUAUCCAACUUGUACGACGUGCAUCCGUCGCUUGCAUAGUGGCAAUUUAUAAGGCUGCCUCGAAAGAAAGCGGAGGUGACCAGCACGCAGCAGAAACAGUGUACGAUGCACUUGGCAUGCUACACAUCAAACCACUAUCAUCUUCGCAGGUAGCAAAGAUCCUGCAACAAGCAUACUUACCUUAUUUGGAAGAAUGCGUUUUGGAUCGCUCCUACAUUCGCAGGGUUCUUCAGACAGCUUUUGACGGUCCUGAUCGCACGUCUUCAUCAAAGACUGCCGAUAUUGAACUAAAGAAGAGCACAAAGCAUGCGCUCUUUGAUCUGUUGACUGGCUGUGCGUUAGGCUGCCCUUUGCUCAGAGUCAAGGUAGGAAUACUUCAACUGCUUAUCGGCAUUCACAGAGUUGGCAGCUCAAGCAGCAGCGAGAUUCUUUCACCCAUCCUCGAGGCCUGGGCAUUAUCCAAAGAAGGUGACGCUGAAGAUGCCGCGUCAUCAGAAGGUCUUUCCCCGGGUCAAGUUGAUGCCGCAAUGGUUCAAGUCGUCAAUGCGCGGGACAAGGAAGCGGUUCAGCAUAUUCUUGCAAUGCUUGUUGAUGACAAAGUCCAGCCUCGCGAUGCCCUGGUUACUGCUUUCUUCGACAGAAUUGCAGGUAUUUGGAAGGACAUGCAUCAUGAGUCACAGAUCUCUGCUGUUGUACGCCUAUUUGAUAUGUCCUUCUCCAAAACCCCCGCUCAAGCUGCCGGAGCUCGUCAAGUUCUGCACACAGUCACUCUCUCUACUGAGGCUCUCGCUGCACUGCUAGAUCACUCAUUUUCCGGUCUUGCUCAGAUGCAAAUGGAUAUCCAACCCAGAAAGAGACGUCGCAUAAGCCAUGGGCGUGAAAGUAUCCCGAAGGAUCUAUCAAUCGAAUUGGAUGGAGGCGAGGCGAGGCUGACGUUUGCGCUUGAGCUUAUCGAAGAUUCCAAACCAGAAAGCCAUCCGCAAUUGCUUGGGGGCUUGUUCGAGGUAUUGAUCAUUCUAAGACGGGUUAAGGACAUGGGAACAUCUGAAUCUCCUUACCUUCUCAACCUCUGCCUGAGCAGCAUAUUGGCAAUCGUCGACAAUGCACAAAAAUCACUAAGGCCAGCUAUUGACGUCUCUAGCAUUCGUACCGACUUAGUCACCGAUUGUGUUCGAUCGUCAGAAAAUCCACAGGUCCAAACUACAGCUUUGCUUCUCUGUUCCUCUCUGGCUUCUCUUGCUCCAGAUCGAAUAUUACAUAGCGUAAUGCCGAUCUUUACGUUCAUGGGUAAGGGUAUGCUUUCGAAGGACGAUGAACACUCAAUUUACGUUACGAAUCGAGCUAUCGACGAAAUAAUCCCUCCUUUGGUUGCCACCUUGAAAAAGCAAGAUGCCAAAAAGCUUGUCCACUCCACUUCAAGCUUGCUCUCGAGCUUCGCUACAGCAUACGACCAUGUUCCUCAAUAUCGAAGGGCUGCUUUUUACCAACGGUUACUUAGCAGGCUUGGUGCUGAUGACUUUGCUUUUGCAAUCAUUGCUCUUCUUGCGUCAAGACGGCAUUCAGACGAUCUAUCUUCAUUCUUUGCAGGUUUGAUGGCCGACCUUUCGGCAUCGACUCAGCUUCUGACCUUCAGAAAACUUAUCGAUUUGACUACAGAUGUCUUCUCCGAGAAUCCUCAUAAUGCUCUGCCAUUAUUGGACAUCAGCACGACUACCCCGAAUGAGAAGAGAGAGCAAGAAGCAAUAGCCUUGCUUGGGGUAGCUUCGAAACUCCUCGAGCCAAAAAGUCUGAAGACGCAGGUAAAAGGACUUCCAAAGUCUGAUGAAGCCGAAAGCGAGACCUUCUGGGCCGAGUUCAAAAUCUGCAUCAACCGCAUCCUGGGCAUGCUCAAAUCCCAAAAGUCCGGCGACAGUAAUCUGAUUCCAUCCACAAGGAAAUGUCUAACCUCGCUCCUCGAGUUACCUCCCCUUGCCGACCUUCUUAGGAUCAUGCCCGAUCUACUCCACGACAUGGUCCAACUCGGAGAAGGUCAUCAUGAGCUUCAAACUCUGGCGUUGAGAGCGCUCGCAACACAACUCCAACACAACGCUCCGAGCUCGAGGGAUACUAGAACGCAAACCGAAGCUGUCGUGUUCCUCCCCACCCUCCAGCAAAUCAUCCGCACCACUACUUAUGAGGCGUUCAGGCACGCUGCGAUUGCAUGUCUCGAUCGCAUAAUCGAGAUGUAUGGGCGCAAGAAACCGGACGAUGUCAUUGCCGCAUCAUCUACCUUGACCGAGAUUGAUUGCGGGCUGGAUUCCCGCGAUGAGAGAACAAAGAUUAUGUCUCUGCUCUGUCUUGCGAGCAUGACGGAGGUCGUUAAGGAAGGAGGGAUUCCGAUCGUGGCGCAGGCCCUUCCUCAAGUGCUGGAUCUCUUGAAAUCGUUCUUGUCAAAAGAGAGCGAAAGCAGCAAGACCGAAGGAGGCGUGGAGCUUCACAACGCCUGCUUCACGUUGCUUUCUUCGUUCCUCACUCACACUCCCUACGUGAUCAGUGACGAAAAUGUUACUGUGCUCCUCAGUUUAUGCUACCGCUCGUGCCUCGCAAAACCAGACAAGGCGUCGUGCAAGGAGGCUCGGCUCGAGGUGCUGGACCUCAUGACUCAGAGAUUGCACUUGAAAGCACUGGUGAGCAAUUUAAAUCAGGCCUGGAAAUCGACAGUCAUCUCCGGCGGGGAGGUUGAUGGAGACGCGACUGCCGAGUAUUUGGAUAUGCUUUCUAAAGCGAUUGAGCGGAACCGGAAAUCCGCGGUCGUGGGGGCUGCAGACGAGAUAUCGACUUUCAUCUUGCAAGUUUUGGACUUGCGACGGCUCAGUCAAGAGAAAGACACUGCAGAUGAAGAGACCCAUACCGAAGGCGCCACCUUUUUGGACAUUGAGGACGUUGAAAAGAGGUUGCAUGAGUUGAGCAUUGUGUUCAUUUUCAAACUUAACGAGGCGACCUUCCGACCAAUCUUUGAGGGGUGGGUCGACUGGGUGACUAAACGCAGCCCCGAUGGUUCCUCUUUGAUCGAGGGGGACUCGCAGGUGGAUAUAGCACGGACGGCGAGGCAAACAAGCUUCUACCUCCUCGCCACGCAUUUCUUCAUGAGGCUGAAGAGUAUCGUUACGAGCUUCGCGAGUUAUCUACUCCCUUCAAUGAACGACAUCUUCCGGUCCACUAUCGACGGUGCCUUUCCAGCCGCCGCUGAAAUGAAGUUGAACCCUACAGAUCGAAAUACGGACGCGAAGCCCGGCACGCAUAUUGACCUCUCGGAGGAAACGGGCCUGAAACUGUACAAGUCGAGCCUGGAUCUGUUGAUGACAAUCGCGGCCCACGACGCCGAUGGAUUCUUCACUUCACCCUCACAUUUCCAGCCUCUGGCCGGGCUGCUCGUCGAACAGUUGAGUCUGGCCUCGUCCUCAAAAUCUAAAGUCAAAGGCCAAGGCCAAGGCCAAGCCUCCUUGCGAAAGGGGGUAAUGGACGGGGUGAUCCCCUGCAUCGUGGCGCUGGCAAAUGCCGUCCAAGACGUCCCUGCACACCACCACGCCCUCAACCACCUCCUCUGCCAACUCCGCCACAGCAACUCCGCCGCAGUCCGCCUUGCGAGCAUCCGCACGCACCUCGCGCUCACCGAGUCCGAAGAUGUGGGGGACGAGUGGCUCCAGAACGUCGUCCUAGGCCAGUCAUCAUCGAGCGCUGUCGCGGUGACCGAAGGCGGCGUCGCAGUUGGCGGGUCCGGCGAGACUAUGAUCUACGUGAAUGAGAUGCUCGAAGACGACGACGAGAACGUCGAGGGCUGUGUGAGGGAGUGGGUGAGGAUUGUCCGCGAACGGGUCGGCGAGGACGUUUUUGAAGUCUAG
Molecule: messenger RNA, 5688 nt
Organism: Cladophialophora psammophila CBS 110553
Lineage: Eukaryota; Fungi; Ascomycota; Eurotiomycetes; Chaetothyriales; Herpotrichiellaceae
Exons: 1
Coding region: 1-5688 (1895 amino acids)
Biological process (GO): positive regulation of transcription by RNA polymerase I; maturation of SSU-rRNA from tricistronic rRNA transcript (SSU-rRNA, 5.8S rRNA, LSU-rRNA)
Cellular component (GO): t-UTP complex; 90S preribosome; small-subunit processome
Molecular function (GO): snoRNA binding
Source: RefSeq, a predicted model, not a curated record